UAUAUAUACAGCGAAAAAGCUUUUCUAAUCAACUUGCUUCUCUCUUUAGCCAUUGACGUGGGUUCCCACUAGCAGCUUUCUUGUCUGCUCCAUCUCCAUUGGCUCUCUCUCUCUCUUACUCUUUUCUUUUGUUCCUUCAAUCAACACAAACAUAGGUUUCUACUCUUCUUCUAUGGUCUCACUCUUCUCGUACAAAGAGUUUAGUUUUUUUUUUUAAUUUGUUGGAAGGGGAAAAGUUACAGUUUUCUUUUCCUUUUGUAAAUCGCAUAUAGAUUUUUAAAAAGGGUAAAAACUAAAAACUUAAGUUUUGAUUCUGGGGGAAAUAAUUAAUCAGAUGGCUCAGCAGAGACAGUUUCAGAUGGAAGGUGGUAAUAACGAUACGAAGCUGACGAAAAUCUUCGUUGGAGGAUUAGCAUGGGAGACGCAGAAAGAUACAAUGAGACGUUACUUCGAACAGUUUGGUGAAAUAGUAGAAGCUGUCGUCAUCACCGAUAAGAACACUGGCAGAUCCAAAGGCUAUGGCUUUGUGACGUUUAUGGAAGCGGAAGCAGCUAUGAGAGCCUGUCAGAAUAUGAAUCCUGUGAUUGAUGGAAGAAGAGCUAAUUGCAAUCUUGCUUUUCUUGGUGCUCACAAACCUCGUCCUCCUACUUCUCCUAGACAUGGGAGAUUUAGGUCACCAGGAGGAGCAGGAUUAGUGGCUCCUUCUCCUCAGUUUCGAGGCUCUUCUUCUUCCUCUGCUUUGGCUCAUCAUCAUCAACAACAACAACACGUUGGUCAAUUCCCAUUUCCUUACUCUUCUUACGGAUUUUCUGGUUAUUCUCAACAGGGAAUGUACCCAAUGAAUUACUACAACAAUCAUCUCUAUGGAGGACAACAGUAUUCUCCAUAUAUGGGACCUCCAUCUUCGGGAUCAACAGGAAUGUUCCAUGGCUACUAUCCUUAUUAUCCUCAGUACAAUCCAGCACAAAGUAGCAAUCAAGCUCAAGCUCAAACACAUCAUCAUGGUUUCAGCUUUCAAUACACUGCUACUACUCCUCCUCCUCUUUUGCAAUACCCUUACUUGCCUCAUCAGCAAUUCAGUUCCCAGCCUCCUCCACCACCAAUCCUCUCCCUCCCAACCUCUUUGGCUCUAUCAUUAGCAUCUUCAGCUUCAUCUUCUUCCUCUUUGUCAACCUCCACUUCAGCUGCAACAACUGCAACAAAAGCAGUUGUUAUAAUUACUACAACAGCAGAAGCUGAAGCUAGCAACAAAGAUGGUCAUGAAGUAAUUACAUCAUCAUCCAUCAAGAUAGAGGAUUGAUUUAGUACUACAAUAGCAGAGCAAAGGGACUACUUCAUUGUGUACUAACUCAUGAUCAAUCUCUCCAACAUGUUCUAGCUAGAAACAUUUAUUCAUAUCAUUUUUAGCUUUCUAGAAUCUUAAUUAGUACCUAGGAGGAGGAAGAAGAAAAACAGAAACCAUCCUUCACAUUCAUUGUUUUAUUUAUUUUCAUGAUUCAUAUUGCAUUUUAGGUUAAAGAAUCAAAGAGAAGGCAUUGGUGGCUUUUUCUGGAUUCUUGGAUUGAUGCAGAAAGCCUCAUUCAACAUUACAUUAAUUUGGGGAUUUAUUUUUCAUAUUCAGAAGAAAUAUUUUAUGUCUUCUUCUGAACCCAAACAUGAUUUUAAAGCUUCGGAUAAGCUUGAAAUCUUUUUUUUUUCUUUUUCACAUUUGUAAUUCUUGAAAUUGUCUUUUAAAUCUCA
Molecule: messenger RNA, 1740 nt
Organism: Brassica oleracea var. oleracea
Lineage: Eukaryota; Viridiplantae; Streptophyta; Magnoliopsida; Brassicales; Brassicaceae
Product: probable RNA-binding protein ARP1
Exons: 6
Coding region: 335-1300 (321 amino acids)
Molecular function (GO): RNA binding
Source: RefSeq, a predicted model, not a curated record